This is a messenger RNA of Spodoptera exigua (beet armyworm), 800 nucleotides long. NCBI's taxonomy places the organism in Eukaryota, Metazoa, Arthropoda, Insecta, Lepidoptera, Noctuidae. The record is from the annotation of a GenBank genome assembly.
CUGGUUUUACCUAAUUAUUCCAGUAAAGUUUUAUCUCUCAGAUUAAGAUAAAGGUACCUAAUCAGAUUUAGAAAUGAUUCAGUUUGUUACCUCAUUAUUAUUGUGUUAAGAUAUUACAAAAAUUAUAAAUAGGUACUCUAUCAACUUAUCAAUUUAUAGGUUGUAGGAACUUACCUAUUUAAUACCUACCGAUAAGUUUCUAGAUGUGGAUCCCGCAAAAUUAUUGACCUAAUGCGCACUUUGUAAUUAUGUAAAUGGUGUUUAUUUAGGAGCGUGAACAAUACAUAAUAAAGUAUGGGGAGUUCGGUGGCCGAGUGGAUUGGAACCUUUGUCUCUUGCAAGUGGAGACACUGGCGGGAAAGCACUUCCUUAUGGGUAACGGUUCAGAAUCAGGACUCUUGGAAAAUAUCAUCAUAACGGAGAAUAAAAACGGCGAAUAUACGUUACAAAACCAUAGUGCAGAUCAAUGGACGUUGUUUGGUCGCCGUGGAAGUGAAGUGUUGAUGAUACGCGAUUGCUACGGAGAAACGGCGGCCGCAUUCGCGCGUGCCCCCUACUGGCCCUCUUCAACCGAACUGAGCGCAAUAUUCCACCGUAGUGGGAUUGCUGUACAAACACGUGGACGCCUACUUUGCGAGCCCCAUGAGGACUUUAGGAGGCAGCAGCGGUACGCAGCCAGCUACUCACACAAUACAAAGAGGAAUUACUGAGCAACGGCAACAAUAAACAAAUCGUUUUGCUUUUUAUAUUUAUAACGUUAAAUUAAAAUAAUAAAAAGAACCCGUUAUGUUUAAAAAAUA